This is a messenger RNA of Brienomyrus brachyistius, 3217 nucleotides long. Its product is annotated as protein-serine O-palmitoleoyltransferase porcupine-like. The transcript has 16 exons. Gene Ontology annotation, biological process: canonical Wnt signaling pathway; lipid modification; protein palmitoylation. The coding region runs from base 235 to 1620 and encodes 461 amino acids. Gene Ontology annotation, cellular component: membrane; endoplasmic reticulum. Gene Ontology annotation, molecular function: palmitoleoyltransferase activity; Wnt-protein binding. NCBI's taxonomy places the organism in Eukaryota, Metazoa, Chordata, Actinopteri, Osteoglossiformes, Mormyridae. The record is from RefSeq and is a predicted model, not a curated record.
CUACGCUGUGCAGGAAUGGCAGAAGUGCCUAAGCAGAUGUGGAAUAUGGGAGUCAAAAAUUAGGAACAUCUGGAUCGCCUGUGCAUGAAACGCAGAAUAGGGCAGCUGGAAGUCGGGAUAUCGAAGCUGCUUUUAAGGUAGACUGGUGAAAGGUGAACCACCAAGUGAUUCUCGGAAUUUUAUACUUCCCUGUAUAUUUGGGAAAGAAUCGUCCAGGUUCCCGCGGCCGGCAGCAUGCCGUCGUUCAGCAGGCAGGAGUUCUUUCAGGAGUUGGCAGAGGGCUGUCUCCUGCCCACCGCCCAGCAAGGUCUCGAGCAGGUCUGGCAGCUGCUGGUCAUCUGCCUGCUGUGUCGAUGCCUUUGGAGGCUGGGCCUCCCGCUCUACGUGAAGCACCUGAGCACAGUGGCUGGGGGGUUCUAUUCCCUCUACCUCUUCUUCCAGCUCCACAUGGUGUGGGUGGUGUUGCUCAGCCUGCUCUGCUACCUCAUCCUCUUCCUGUGCCGCCACUCCAACAACCGCGGCACCUUCCUGUCCGUCACCAUCCUCAUUUACCUGCUCAUGGGUGAGAUGCACAUGAUGGAUACUGCUACGUGGCAUAAAAUGAGAGGCUCCCAGAUGGUGGUGGCCAUGAAGGCCAUCUCUUUGGCCUUUGACCUGGACAGGGGUGUCGUCCCCACCGUGCCUUCGCCCAUUGAGUUCAUGGGCUACAUUUACUUUGUGGGCACGGUGAUCUUCGGACCCUGGAUCAGCUUCAACAGCUACAAGGAAGCCAUCGGCAGCCGGAAGCUGAGCUGGGCCUGGUUGCUGAAGGUGUGCCUGAGCUGGAUCAAAUGCCAGGUCUGCCUGAUCAUCUCCAACUGUGUCGCCCCCUAUCUCUUCCCCUACUUCAUCCCUAUCUAUGGAGACCGGCUGGUUCGAAUCAAAAAGAAACGAAAAAGCAGUGCUAUAGCGAGGUGGCUUCACGCCUAUGAAAACGCCAUGUCCUUCCACUUCAGCAAUUACUUUGUGAGCUACCUGAGUGAGACCACGACCACGCUGGCCGGAGCCGGCUUCACUGAGGACAAGGACAACUUGAAAUGGGACCUGACCGUUGCGAGGCCCUUGAAUGUGGAGUUUCCCAGGUCAAUGGUCGAAGUCGUCACUUCUUGGAACCUCCCCAUGUCUCGUUGGCUUAAUACCUAUGUGUUUAAAAGUGCUCUGAAACUGGGCACUUUCCCUGCCAUACUGGUCACCUACACGGCCAGCGCUCUCUUGCACGGUCUCAGCUUCCACCUGGGGGCGGUGCUACUGUCCCUGGGCUUCAUCACCUACAUAGAGCACGUUCUGCGGAAGAGACUGGCUGUCAUCUUCAGUGCCUGUAUUCUGUCAAAGCGAUGUCCGCCUGACUGCACUCACCAGCAUAAGAAGAGCCCAUGGGUCUAUGGCAUCAACGUGCUCUUCAGCACUUUAGCCAUCUUCCAUCUGGCAUACCUGGGCUCCCUGUUUGAUGCUGAUGUGGACAAUGUGGACACAGAAGAGGGCUAUCUGGCCAACCACACCAUUCAGAAGUGGACUGAGCUGAGCUGGGCGAGCCACUGGGUAACGUUUGGCUGCUGGGUGUUCUACCGUCUCAUCCGCUGAGUGUUGGACGGGGACGAGGGGCAGUAAUGUCCAGCACCCUGAGCCCAGGGCCCGACCAGAGGAGCACUGCAAAGGCCUGUCUUCUGGAAUUCCCCUUCUGUCCUUCUCUUCUCCGGAUUCCUGCUCAGGACAUCCGGAAUGGUCCCCAGCCCUGGCUCCCGCCGUACCAAUGGCACGUCAUCUUCACUUGGAACCUAUUCCUUCCUCAUCCUCCAAAUUAUGAGCUGCCCCCCCCCCCCCCAAAAAAAAAAAAUGUAUACUUCCAUGCUUUCAAUGGAACCAUUGCACUGUGAGUCACUAUCAGCUCUCUAAAGCUUGACUGUAACUGGCCCAUUAGUCCACCUGUCAGUCACUCGGAUGGACAGCCUCUCACCAGCUUCCAGGUGGUAAAUAUUUGGACUAGUUUUCAGUCUCAUAUAUGUAUGUCUCCAAAUGUAACUCCAAUUAAUUUUUUUCUUUUUAUACCUCAUGAUACCUUGUAGGAUCUCACAGUAAACUGACGAAACUCUUCCAAACAGGCAGUUACCGCAAGUUUAAAUGUAACACAGAUUUCCCUUAAGGUGGAGAUUCAACUGUAAGCCAACAGUCCUUCACCAUGACUUUGUCUCCUCAUGGAGAGGAGAUCUUGUGCUGGCCCAUGUCAAAGUAGCUCUUCCACACAUAUCAGGUUCCACUUUUUGGUUUCUGUGAGAUGUCACUUCCCCCAGUUGAUGCCUGCUUCCCUGCUUGGUACUGUAAGUGCACUGUGUGAUUUGUGAAGAAAGCGGGUGUCUGCCCAUGACUGUGCGGUGCCUGGGAAGGUGUGAGGAAGGUCUGUCACACAGCUGAAGAUGGUGAAGUCACGGCUAAAAACCUGGAUGAACGGGUACUUUGGUGAGAAGAACUUUAUUAGAUCAAAUUAGUUGAAAAUUAUGCACCCCCCCCCCCCAAUUUUCCCUUCUUAAACCCCCCUAUUGUUUUAAAUUUAAAUUUUGUUGUGGAUUCUCGAUCUUUCAUCAAAAUGCUGGGGUUGCUUGCAAUUGAAAGCUACCCAUACAGGUAUUACAAGCAGCGCCAUAUACCGGUACGCACAACAGUAAUAUAUUACUUUCAUGCCUCUGGGUUAGUUGUAGUAUACUUAUACUUUAUAUGGUAUGAAAUUAUAUCUGAGCCCUGAAACGGCAGAACUCCUUUACCUGUUGUCAUUUAAGCCAUAGUAUCCUCUUAGCAGUGUUCAUUGAAUAGCCAAAUGAUCUUAUUACACUGGAAUAAACUGAGUUGUCAGUUUAUAUUCUUUUUUGAUCUGUUGUGAUCCUUAUCAACAUAUUAACUCACCUUUGUAAGUUUUGUUUUUUGUUUGUAUCGUGCCAUAUAGUUUUGCAAUAGAUCUGUUCAAUAAUUUUUACCAUCCAUAUUUUUAUGAAGAUAGCUGACCAUAAUUCUCUGUUACUGUGCCGUGAGUAUUGUUAGUUAACUGAGCGGAGAGUUAGUCAUUUCCAGUCUUUCUCCUUUUUUCUUGUAUAUGUUCUGUUUUCCAAUUACUGUGGUUUCUGUUAUUAUGUUGUAUCCUUUGUGUUAUUUUUUCCCAUUAAAAGCUGAAGAAUUUGGUUUCAUUCUC